Messenger RNA from Heterobasidion irregulare TC 32-1, 2164 nucleotides. RefSeq lists its product as uncharacterized. The record is from RefSeq and is a predicted model, not a curated record. The transcript has 8 exons. NCBI's taxonomy places the organism in Eukaryota, Fungi, Basidiomycota, Agaricomycetes, Russulales, Bondarzewiaceae. The coding region runs from base 1 to 2085 and encodes 694 amino acids.
AUGUACCUGUCAUUCCAGAAGCUCAUCUCACGCUUCACACAGCCCCUACGUGAUCGAAUGAAACGAUCCUUAUCCCCAACUAUGGACGUCCCAGAAUCUCCAGAAGAAGAGCAUACUCCAUUUGUUCCACAAAUCAUAGAAGAGCCUAUUCUAGCAUCGCCAAAAUGUCAAAUCACGGGAGAUUCUGUCCUAGAAUCGACAAUUCAUCGGUAUCAUAUGCUCCACGAACGUCAAUGGAUCAAUCACCCUUUACUGUCACAUCUAGAAUGGUCUUGGGGUAUGAAAUACGAUUCGAUGGAAGUGGAUACCAAUGAGAACACUCUUUACCUGGGUCAAGAUUGGCUGGAAUUGUUUGAAUCCGGUGACUGUACACUGAUGCCUUCGAUGGAAAUCAUGGAGAAGUUAUGGAAUCGCUGGUUUGACGUUCCGCUCGAUCUUGACAGCGUGUCCUCAAUCGAAGAUCUCUACGAGGGAGAGGAUACUUUCGAAUAUCACGUCAUCCCACUUCAUAAAGAUGCCUCAUUCGCCGGAAACCCGACAGGCGACGUAUCCUCCAUAUAUCCGUUCUACACCCUGCCGCCUAUUGUCUCAAAGCUGAAGCCUCACUUUGUCGCAUGUCACGCGGGCCCCCUACUGCUCCCUUUGUCGUCCAUACACUAUGACUUGUCAGCCAAGAGUAUAUCUCGCAUAUACGGAGUAUCGUUAGAACAGGGAAAAUUCGCUAUCUCCGCGAUAGCCCAGUCUUAUGGAGCCUGGAAAAAUUCAUCCACCCCCGUCAAAUUCGUCUCUUCUCCACGGACUAUUCGCUUUGCCCGGCGCCUGGAGACUGACACCACAGCCUGCCCUGAUGCCCUCCCGUGUCCAUCUGGCCCUUCAAGAAAUCGACUCAGAUACUCUGAUGAUGAUGUUGAUGACCCAGAUACUUCUGAUGCGCAUCUGAACAUCAUUUCAUGUCGAAGUCAUACUGCAGCUGGAUUUACUGCAGACCUUUCAGAAGCAGAGCCUAUUCCCUCCUUCACAAAAUGCUUUAUCACGGGAGAUUCUGUACCAGAAUCGACAAUCCGUCAGUACUAUAUGCUGCACGACCGUCAAGGCAUCGAUCACUAUUUGCUAUCACAUCUCGAAUGGUCUUGGGGAAUGAGAUCCAAUUCAAUACAACUGGAUACCGUCGAGAACACCGUUUAUUUGAGGGAAGACUGGCGCAAAUUGUUUGAAUCUGGUGACUGUACGUUGAUGCCUUCGAUGAAAAUCAUGGAGCAGUUAUGGAAACGCUGGGUCGAUGUUGCGCUCGAUAUGGAUAGCGUCUCUUCUUCAAUUGAGGAUCUCUACGAGGGAGAGGAUACCUUCGAAUAUCGCGUCAUCCCACUUCAUAAAGAUGCCUCAUACGCUGACAACCCGGCAGGCGACGUAUACUCCACAUAUCCGUUCUAUACCCUGCCGCCCAUUGUCUCGAAACUGAAGCCUCACUUUGUCGCAUGCCAUGCAGGCCCCUUGCUUCUUUCGUUGACAAACCUAAACUAUAACCUAGUCGUCGAGAGUAUAGCUCGUACUUACAGAGUGCCGCCAGAACAGGGGAAAUUCGCCAUCUCCGCCAUAUCGCAGUCUUAUGAAGCCUGGACAGAGUCUACCCUUCCCGCCGGCUUUGUCUCAUCGACACGGGAUCCUUGUCCCACACGGUGUCUAGAGCCUGAUUCUGCGACUUGUUCUGAUUUCCUUGCGCUGACAAAUGGCUCUUCAAGAAAACGGCGUAGAGGCCCACAUGAUGAUCUUAUACUUGAUGAUCUAUACAGUUCUGAGGUGCAUGUGGGCAUUCGUUCAUGCCCUAGCCUCACUGCAGCUAGGUUCGAUACCUCGACUUCCUCUGACUCGAGUCGAGAUGCAAGGCACAUCUUCUCCUCACGAGCUGGUAUCGAAGACCCAAGCUCGGACAUUGAUCCCAUGUCUGAAGGCGAAAUCGACCUCUUCAUAAGGAAUUGGGUCGCACGGUGCAUCAGUGACGUGAAGAAAUCUGGUGGAUGGGCCUCUUGCGUUUCAAACGACGGACAAGUUGAGAAGUACCGCAGGGUACGCCGUAGAUUAACAUAGAUUUUGGACACUUCUGGGGACGUGUAUUCUUUGUACCAAUAUCAAGUCUAGUCAGCCAAAUUGUAAGGUAAAGCUUGUC